AUGGUCGAAAUCUACUACCACGAUGGUGACGAUGCUGUCGACUUCAGACAACCUCACAACUCGGGCGAGCCGGUCCCCGAGCAACAUCUAGCCGAAAUCGGUGUUUUCUACAGGUUCUGUCCGACGCAGGACCAGGUCGACGCCGUGGCCAAAGAGCGUGGCUACAAAAACAGGGACGUAGUGGCAAUUUCCGAAUCCACCAUGGGCGAGGCGCUGCUGCCCAAGCUACAAGCUUUUUACGCUGAGCACCUCCACGAGGACGAAGAAAUCCGCUACUGCAUCGACGGGGAGGGCUAUUUCGACGUCAGAGACGCUUCUGACGACCGCUGGAUCCGGUGCAGGGUCACGCCAGGCGACUUGCUCGUGUUGCCAGCUGGCAUUUACCACAGGUUCACUUUGACAGAUGCCAACCAGAUCACGGCCCUUCGUCUUUUCAAGGACGAACCCAAGUGGGUUGCCCACAAUAGGCCCGACGCCGACACGCGGCCUGUGAGAAAGGACUACUUGGCGAGCCUGGCCACCAAUUGA
Messenger RNA from Lachancea fermentati, 528 nucleotides. Lineage: Eukaryota; Fungi; Ascomycota; Saccharomycetes; Saccharomycetales; Saccharomycetaceae. The record is from the annotation of a GenBank genome assembly.